UCAAAAAAUAAAAUACUUAAGCAAUAAGAAUUCAAUAAAAAUAUGGAUCAAUGCUCUGAUAAUCUAAAAAGGCAAUUAAUAAAAUGUAAAAAUAUAUUAAACAAAGGCUAUACAUGUAUGCAAAAUAGCAGAUUAUCCUGGCUUAAUACAUUUUGUUCAGAAUUUCUCAAAUUUUCAAAAAAUUUGCACAUAUUUUUGUCGCAGCUGCAGGAGAAACAUAAAUAUGACAAAAAUGAUCAAGUGGAGAUUAUAUAUUUGUGUUUAACCCAAAUUGUGACCUGCAUCAAACACAUGGAAAAUACCAUAAAGGCGGAGGAACAACUAGGUGCGGCCAUUUCGGCUUCACGUCAACAUUUCCUAGAUCGCAUACACUGGUGUUUAGAUCGCUUGCGUAGUAGUUUGAAAUCCUUGUCUGCGCAGGAUAUCAAGAAACCUACAACACCCGAAGAAAAAUCUUUUGUGGAACUUAUGGAUAAGGCUUUUGAUUUCUUGUCGCCCUACAGCAGCUACAAGGAUGAAUCACUUGCCAAUGUUUCGCAAACAAGGAUAAAUCUAGCAGAUAAUCAGGCUCAGGCCAUGUUUGCCAGCCAAAAAAUACGCUCCCUAGUAGAUUUAAUUCUAAGUCAUACCUUAGCAUUUGCUAAUGUGGCUUUGAAACAAGACAAAAAGGCCUUAAGUGCUUUGUGUCAAAAGGUUUUACGUGAAUGCAUGGCAUUUCAGGAAGAGUGUGCGGCUGGCAUGUUACCGGGAGCCCCUCUAAACGAUAGUAAUCGUAAACUGAAGGCCAUUUCUUUAGAAAAUGCUCUGUAUCAUUUGGAGGAUUACAUUAAUGAAGCUCUUUUACGUUUGGUUUAUACCUGCUUUUUAGAUUUUAAUAAGUUUUCCAUAGAUAAAUUGAGAAAUGUAAUACGGGAAGGGGAUGUCGAUGAUCCGGUAUUGGAUGAGUUGAUAGCAGAUUUUGAUGUCAAUGUGGAUAGGACAACACAGAUAGGUAUAUUUGCUAUAGCAUUUGCACCGAAUGUAAAAAUUAAAACCAUUGUACGCAGCUGUUUAGCUUCAUUUGAAUCUCUAGAUUCUUGCAUUAUACCAUCUCUGCAAUCUAAGGGUACUUCAGAUAUCUUUGCCAAACUUUUGGAACAACAUUUCAAUGAAGAGGUGGCCAUCUUUAAAAGAGCCAUACAAGAGAUUAUCGAUAGUCAAGCAUUUGCUUCCUGUUUCUAUGAACAAUUAACACAAGUCAUCAAUCAAAAUGACAAAGAGUAUAGGAAAGAAACGCUGGAGGAUGUAAUAAAAAUGGCUGAAUUCUUAUAUGAACACUUUCAAUUGCCAGUUAAUAGCAAAGAAUUGCAAAAAGAAGGUGAUCGUUUGGAUUUGUUUAAGAAAUUCCACCUGAUGCAGCAGGAAUGUCAGGCUGUUUUGCAGUGCACCACGAUGCAGGUGGAACCACAAAGGGUAUUGAAACGUUUUAAAAUUUUACGUUCUGUUUUACGUAAAUUAAUUGAUGAACUUGGUGAUAAAACCAGUAAAGGAGGCGUUAAUAGAUCCCAAGUGUUUAUAAUGUCCGAUGAAAUAAGUGAUUCACAGAAAAUGUUUGCCACUAUUGGUAUAUCACCCUCCAUACGUAGUAUACUGUAUAAUAACAAUACACCCAUGGAUAAUCGUAGGCAACAACGUUUGUUAAAUGAUUCGUUAAAGGCGAAUUAUUCAAAAUUACCCAUAACGCCAGCAACUAUAAAAACUGAAGCCUCAAAUUCCCACAAUUCAAAUAGUAGAGAGGCAAACACAACAAUUCAACAAAAUGUAGCAAGUGUAGCGGCUGCUAAAGUGUUGUCCGCUACGCAAACACAAAGAGCCAGUAUACGUAGAAAGGAAAGUUUACGUACCGCUUUGUUUAAGCGACAAAAAUCCGGCGAAACCGAACAAAUCUACAGUACAUACAGAAAUAAUUCAGACAGUUUACAAAUCAGUGAAAUUCUCGAUCAGUUAACUGGUUUAUCUUCGCAUUUAUCCAAACAUACGCUUGAUAAAAGUAUUAUUUCAAAUUAAUUUUUAUUUUAUUACUAUAAAUACUCACCGUUAAGUAUUGUAAUUAGUAUUAUGAGCAUUUUUCUCAAUUAUUUAAAGGAUUUACUUUUUAUUUGAUGUUUUUAGUUUACACAUUUAAAAGUGUAUUCGUUUAUUUAUUUGUUAAUGACCAAAUGAUUUUAAAAAUCAAUCUGUAAAAACAAAACAAAUUCAAUUUUUUAUUUAAACAAAAGUUUUUUUUAUAAAUG
Molecule: messenger RNA, 2273 nt
Organism: Calliphora vicina (urban bluebottle blowfly)
Lineage: Eukaryota; Metazoa; Arthropoda; Insecta; Diptera; Calliphoridae
Gene: Spt
Product: Spitting Image
Exons: 6
Coding region: 43-2046 (667 amino acids)
Biological process (GO): cell-cell adhesion; cell migration; cellularization
Cellular component (GO): catenin complex; cytoplasm; membrane
Molecular function (GO): beta-catenin binding; actin filament binding
Source: RefSeq, a predicted model, not a curated record